ACCUAAUUAAUUUCCCUUCUCUCUCUCUCUCUCUCUCUCUCUCUCUCUCUCUCUCUCUCUCUCAGAGACACAUACACGCACGAUACAACACUGAACACUGUUAUCGUGCGAGUUCUGCCACCAUUCCCCCUCCGUCCGGUCACGUCCGGCCGCCAUCCACUUUCCCUGCGGCUUCCGACCACGCCUACGCCAUCACAGAAUGGGAAGCAUAGAAGACAAAUCAAUUUCUGAAUUAGAGAAACAAAUUUUCCACAAAUUCAGAGAUUUCAUGACAGGGAUUACAAAAUUUGAUGAAUUGGGAACCGCAGGAAGCAAGCUGUUGUAUGGCUUUCAACAAGCAUUAGAGUUUAUUCGGAAGCCUUCUAUAAAUACGAAUUCUAAAUUAAUCAACAAUAUCAUUAAAGCUAAUGAAACAGAAAGACUUAAGUCCUAUGUCAACUUUGAAUGUAAGAAUCGCAAAGAUGUUGUCCAGAAUGCAACCAGUUUGGGCUCAUGUAAACAAGGACUUCUUCACCAAAUCAGAGAUGCAAAGGUAGUACUUGAUGAACUUGAAGAUAUACUGGUUAAUGUAACAAAUGUUACACAAAGUAUACAUGGAAAAUUAUCAGCCCUUUCAGAUCAGGACAAUGUUAAAUUAAAUGAGCAAGGAAUAUAUAAUGAUUUGGAGGAAAAUACUGAUAUAUGUCACUCUGGAAGAACUGAUGUCACAACUACAAAAUUUAAGGAAAAUGCUGAUUACACAAGUUUAGCUCCUCUGAUGGCUAUUGUAUACAGUAUGGUCAAGCAAGACUAUUUGAUGCAGGAACGAAUUGUUUCUGCUUUAGAUCUGAACGUGUUAUCGGAAGAACUGGAAAGCUACUGCCAAAUGUGGUCUUUACAUCCCUUCAUAAAUGAUGAAAUCAUGCAACAGGCUUGGAAAUAUAUUCACUGAACAGUCUUUUGUUUGUAUUGGACAGAAUCAGUUACCAUCAGGCUAGAUUAAGUUAGUAUUACUCAUAAAGAAUUCUAUUUACAGAAUGGCCCUAAGAGUUAUGAUAUUCAUUGCAUGUAUGAUACUAAAUGUAAUUGGAAUAACAAUACUUGAAUUUGAGUA
Trifolium pratense (red clover) is the source of this 1093-nucleotide messenger RNA. RefSeq lists its product as uncharacterized. The record is from RefSeq and is a predicted model, not a curated record. The transcript is spliced from 8 exons. The coding region runs from base 200 to 931 and encodes 243 amino acids. Lineage: Eukaryota; Viridiplantae; Streptophyta; Magnoliopsida; Fabales; Fabaceae.